Messenger RNA from Cyclocybe aegerita, 6327 nucleotides. The record is from the annotation of a GenBank genome assembly. Lineage: Eukaryota; Fungi; Basidiomycota; Agaricomycetes; Agaricales; Hemipholiotaceae.
AUGACUUGGACGGAAAUUGCCUUUCAACCAUGGUCAAAUGGGAGAAGCGGAAGCGACCGAUUUUCCGGUGCCCCGGAUGCGACGCACUCAGGGUCGCAAGCUUUUGAUCGCACUCCCAACAAGUCUGACUUCAACUUCGACGACGUUGGCCAGUAUGAAAUGCCACCCAGUCGGAAAGGCCGUGAUUAUCCCUCCAAAAGGCCACGUCUUGACGAAACCAAUGCAAAGGAAACGCAAAAAUUCACCGAUGCUGCUCACAUGCGAACCGCACUCCGUUCAGAGAAUCCCAUCACCUUGACGGAAGUUCUCACCUCUUUGCGCAACCAGUUGGCGUUGAAACCGCACGAAACCUCUGUUCCACCACAGGAUGAACGACUAGUUUUAGCGAAGCAAUGGACGGAAGGUUUGCAAGACCUGUUCGUGGUCUGGGAGAAUGCGGGCCCGGCAUCCCUCAUAUCUCUUGUUCUGUCUUGCCUAUCAUCGAUUCUGUCUCUCCUCUCAUCCCACUACACAGAUCAUUCCCUUGGUCAACCUAUCAUGAAAACACUGCUCAACCCGGCGAAAUUGCGCCAGUUGAACUCGUUUAUCGGAGGAUCGAACAACGAACUUAUCAUCGUUACGCUGAAGCUAUAUAACGUCAUGUCGGAUUUCGCAAGUGGUAGAGACCGGAAGGCUGUUCUGGAGGGGUUUGGUUGGGAGAUCAAGAAGAUAGUCUCUGCCGAAAUUAUUGCACAUGAGGCGCAAGACAAGCGUACCCCGGCGCAGACGAAAACCCUCUUUCUCGAACAACAUCGCGAUGCAUUUCUUGCGGUCUUCAAGGGGCUCCACCAGGAUCACUAUUCCCUCGCGAGGAAGGUUCUAGAAGUCAGCUGGAGCGGUCUGUGGGCAGACAACAAAGUCAAAAGAACGCUUAAAGUUGGAGUGUUCAACGAGCUGACGAUCGGGCAUCUACUCAAAUUGUACGAAAGAGCUCAGCCGGAAGAUGAAGACGAAGAGCACAUACCAGCCGACCUAGUCCACCACUUUCUCCUUGCCAUAUGCACACGCGCAGGCGUAGGGAUAUGCUUCAAAGACCGAGGGUGGUAUCCUCGCGAGGCACAUGUGGAUGAAGGUGGUGCAAAGGAGGAUGAACAGGAGGGCGGGAGGAAGAGGACCGGCAGUAUAUACAACAAAAUUCUGGCUAACGUUCUUAAGACGCUAAAAGUCAAUGAAGACGCCAGGCAACAAGAACUGGCUCUGAAAAUAUUGCUCGGCAGUCCUGAAUUAGUUUCUGGGUCCGCCUAUUCUUACAUCUCUUCGCGUACACGAACUGACCUCAUUGGUAGAUACUGGUCUGCUGCCGCCCUAACCCUUGAACCGCGCCUCUCCUCAAAAUGGAUAACGAAUAUCGCAUUCUUCGGCAAUGUCAUUUCUCUACCUGUACCCUCUUCAUCAUUCCUGCUCCCAGCUUCCACAUCUUCAAACCUCUACAACCCAUCUCCUCCACCCCUUUCAUCCGUCCUAGAGAACGUCUUGCCAUCCGUUGGGACAAAGAACAACUUUUCCAAAGGCCUGCAGUCGCCCUCGAAAUUGGUGCAACACUGUACUGCACUUGCGCUUGCUCGGUGUCUCUUGAAGUACGAGAAGGUCAAGGAGGCCUGGGAUCAAGUUAGGAUAGCCCUUGAUGAGGAUGAUGGGGCUGCGUCUGAAGGUUUAUGGACAAAAAGAUGGAAGGAGGUCGAACGAGAAGUGAGGAGGCGAGUACCGGAAGUGCAGGUCGUGCUGGCCUUCCAGUUCGGCGCACAACAAGGGUUGAAGGAUGACAAGGCCGCCACCUCAAACGAGACUCAAAUUUCUUUAUUGGCGGAGAGCGCGCAGAGGGUGCUGUGGCUCUAUCAUCGCUGUUUACCUGCGCUGGUCCUGGAGGCGCGAUUUGAAGUCGGGAAGUUGCUUGGUACUUUUACAAAGUCGAGAUCAACCUUGGACAACAACGUCGACAAUCAAGAGGCCGACAAGAUCGAAGAAAGUCCGGCGGAGAGGCUAUACCGUGUCCAGCAGUUGCACGUCCUUCGGCUGCUUCGGGAUAGCCAGCAGUUUGUCUGGUCUGGAAAAGUUGCCUCUUUACCGAGCACUCCUAUUCAUAUUCUCCUAUCUGCCUUCUGUUCUACGCCGACUCCAGCCAUCCGACAUGCAUUAGGCGACGUCCUGAAGCAUGUUCUCUCGCAAAGUAUUCUUUUCCAAGAAGAUCCAGACGAGCCCGCCCUGUGGUUGAAAUCCCUUCCGCGCCGUUAUUCGGGUGCGGGAGCAGACGACGUGGAUUCAGUCACCACCUUCCUCGACGAGUGCCUCCAGAGGUGUAUGAAGACGCCCUAUCGCUAUAUUGAGGCACUUCAUGGACUCGCCUCUUUCCACACUCCCGAGAACGCCGAAGGUGUCGCAUCCACCACCCUCAAUCGACUAGACACAUAUCCCAGUCCGCUGCUGAUGACCGUCGUGGAGCAGCUCGAGGCUAAAGUGAACAACAAGUCUCUAUCUUCGUCUGCCACUCUUGGUAUCUUGAUGUUCUUGAGGAAACUGCUAUUUUACUUCACGAGCAAGACACCUGAUUUACGUUGUUUGAAGACGUUUGCUGGGAGAUUGGAGAGUGCUUUAGGUGAAAAAUGGAGUGAGGGUUGUGUAAAGAGGGAGAUGGAUACCAUCCGGAGAACUUUGGCCUUUGAAUUUGCCGAUCCAAAUGUGGAUAUGGAUGCCGCCAGUCUCAAGGUUGAGCAUUGGUUGGAGGAGGCGGAGAAGACUGGCACUCCAGAAACCAAGGCCUCUCGAACGGCAGCCGCAUUGCAGGCUAUUGAUUGGCUACGAACCGUCGAUCAUUCAUUGGAGACAGGGCAUUUGAAACGACUCGUGUCUCUCGUCACUUCUCUUGACCCGACAAUUUUACCCAUUCUCAUCAUGAAUUUAAUUCCUGGACAAGCCAAUCUUUGGUCUGCAACGGACAUUAUGUCACCCUUCUCCGAAUUACGACCGCACCUUCGAUUUGAGUGGUUAUAUAUCCAUACUAGCUCGCGGCAAAUAACGGAUGAGAAAUACCGUGCUGUUCUCUCUGACGUCUGCCUUUCUCGCCGCCCGAGUGCAAUCGACUUAACUCGCGUUGUGCACCUUGUCAUACACGGUGUGGCGUCCACUAUACAAGACAACUCUCUCGUCACAGGACAUCUCGCACUACUCGCAGACAUCGUAAAGUCUGCUAGUACAGCCUUAUCUCCAGCGGAUUUUAUCGCCUUGAAGGAGAUGGUGUUCGUUAAACCCAAUAUCCUCAAAGACGUCUUCACCUCACCCACCUCUCAAGAAGUCGUUAAGGCAAUCGACAAUCUUCUCGGAACUGUCCUCGAUCCAAGUUCGAGCGAUGAUCGUAAAGUGGUUUCGGAAAUCAGUAACCAUUGGUUCAAUCUUCUUAAAUCCGAGCUUCACAUCCAACAUCAGGCUACCGUGUCUGCUGCCCGUGUGUGGAUCAAAUAUCUCGAGCCGCACCAGCUAUUUGAACUCAUGGGUCAUCUUCAAGAAUAUGGACAUGCAACCCCUGCCGCAGAAUUGGCGAACGUGAUUUUGGUGGCUCUUUCUUCAAUGGCAGCGUCUGAGCUCGAAGCCGAGUCCACAUUCGUCCAGCGUCUACCUCAACUUCUCUCGCUUCGCGCGGUAUUGCGAGAUUCUCCCCUACUUGACGACCUCAUCGCGAUUUCACUGGAGGCCACCCUUCCAAUUGGUUUGGAUGGAUUCUCGCCUCCCAGUGCACCCUCGGACUUGGUUGUCGUGGUGAAGAGGUCGCAAACACGUUGGGCUCAUCGCAGUCGAGCAGCAAAGAUCGACUUGGAUAUUCGCCAGUUUCUCAUGCAAACCACAUUCUCUGAAGCGACGGUCAGAAUUAUUUCAGCACUUUUAUAUUGUCGUCCUGUUUCGCGGGAGAUAUUCGUGCAGUGGGUUGCAUCGGAAGAUUGUCUUCGUCGCGACAUCAAUCUCCUUCUUCCUAUCAUACACGCCUUCCUCGACUCUGCCCCUCUGGGACAGACAGUGAAAUACGAGAUUUGGGCACCAUUAUUGCCAAGGAUCGUCAACGUCCUCGUGAAUACAAGUGGCUUGUCUGCGUUGAAGUUCAAGGCUAAGCAAUGCUUAUUCGACAUACUGACGACGGCUUCGAAACCUGAUUCCGAAAAAAUCCUCAGCGCCCUUGUCGCGGAGUUCAAAGAGUUCUCGAAGGCUGAUGUGUCGGCUGAAACGCUAUCGGCUGGUGUCUGGUUAGCCGAUCAUUAUGGCCUGAAGGCUAACGUCCUGUUGUCAAUUAUCGUCGAUAAUGGGAUGCAAUGGGCGAUUGAUAGGUUAGCGGAUGAGAAGGAGGUUGAGGGCUCGACGUGUGUUGUUCAAUGGCUUACAUUACUCGUCAAGAAGGCUAAUGUCUCAAAGCCACAUCUCGUCGAAACUCUGCUUUCUGUUGUCGUUCAGAACCAUCUAUACAAUGUGCCUGCACUCCAUCUCACGGCUGAGUGUUUGUCUUCGUCUCAGCUAAAACCAGUUGCCGUCAAUAAACACCUGCAAAGCAUCAUCCAACAUCCGCACUUCUUCAAGAUAUGUGUCAGCACAUUGGCUAAAGGAUUGAAAGCUCGAGAAGUGGUGGUCGAGCUUCUCCAUCGCCUAUUCCACCUCCAUCCUGCCAACACCUGUCAAAUAACUCAUAUCGAACCCAUCGUCAAAGUCUACCGCGGUACGCUAUCGAGGACCGACCGUCGCAUUUUGUCAAUCUUCCAACUCUUUGAGGGCCAACGCAGACUCUCCGUCACGCCGCUUCUCUCACGGUGGUCUGCUACUCUUGGCAUCUCGUCUCAAACAGCAUUGGAGGCCCUCCAAUCCUUAGAUCCCAUUUUGGUGCUUCGGACGACGCUGCAGUUUCCUCGAUGGCGCCGUGUUGACGAUCAAUCCAGCGUCAAGCUGCCUCCCGAUGGACCAGACGUCGUUUUAUACGAUUCGAUCUUCCUGAUGCUGCUCUUUAGCCAGAUGCUCUCUGAGCAGCCGCCUUCGUCCGCUUUCGCCUGGAUCGAGUUGUUUAGGACGAACGUUGUGUCUCUGUUCAUUAGGGCAUUAUCUGCCAAGGAUGGAAGGGUCCGAGAGUUGGCGUUGUGCCAAAUCGUCGCGCUCUGGAAACACUUAGAGACCGCCGAUCUCCACGAGAAGCCGCAUGUGCAAUACAUCCUCAGUCUUAUGAAGGACCUGAUGCCCCCUACCUCAAAUCGAUCUGAAUCUCCUGAAUCGCAGUACCCACGCCGGUUACCCACAUACACCACCCUCCUAUUGAUGCACGCCUUCCGUGGGGUAUUCUACCCGUCAAAUUCUAUAUAUCCACUCACAGCCCGUUUUCUCCUUCAACGACCGACUCUCGACACCUCCGACGUGCCGAUGCUGUAUAGCAUGCUCUACAGUAGCUCAGAUGACAACUGGAAAAAAGAGCGGAUGUGGAUGAUCAAGUUCCUUGCAGAUGGAAUGGUGGGGUCGGAAGAUUGGAAGGUUCUGAAGAGGCGGCAUACAUGGGACCUAUUAGCGAGUCUCUUCCAAAGUGCAGGAAACGAUGGGGCUUUACGGUUGGCCAUCCUGGAAGUGCUCGCGAACGUGACGUGCAAUGCCCAAGCCACGACAUCAUUGCUCCUGAAAUCGGCGUUGCUUCCCUGGAUUGAGAUGCAGCUCCUCAAUUCGGCGUCCAGCUCAAACACGAAUGCGAACGCCGAAGGUCUGGCUUGGAUCAAGAUACUCGAGAACAUCCUGGUUAUUGUGGAUUCUGACAAAAUCGAAGCAGCGACGAACGGAGAGUGGCGCAUAGUGAUUUGUCGAUGCCUGCUCAUUCUUCUCGACGAGAAACAGUUAUCCUCUCCUACUGAGAACUUUGCUCAUGCGGUCCCCGUUAUCCUGCGACUGGCCUCCUUGACCGGGCCUGCUCUCCACGACCUUCCCACACUCCUGGAUCUGGCUGUUUGCUGCCUACAGAAAAUCGAAAGCGAUGUACGCUUUCAUUCUCUCGGCCUGGGACCUUUGCAACAGGCAAAUCCGUUGGUUCCGACCCCUCCGCAUAGGUCUUCGGGUAUACACCAGCAAGCCGCCAUCGAUGGCAAGCAUUCUCUGCUUUUGUGGGGAUCCUUGGUGGAGACCCUAUGGUGCGCGACCAUGCACCUUGACAGACAUGUCUCCGCGUGGGAUGCUCUAACACCUCGGAUAUUACUAUGGUCGUCUGUUUCUGGUGCGCAGACUGCUGAGAACUUCGGCGUUGCACAGUGGGCAAGAAAAGAGGUUAUAAAUGCUCUGCUCAAUUGA